GCCCCCGUUAGUCUAAUACAACCCACGUACGCCCCGGAACCGGAAGCCCUCGGAGCCCUCGACCGGACGCAUAUUACGCGAUUCACUUCCAAUUUUACUUGUCGAAAUUUUAAUGUCUUAAUGGUAGGUGGCAGCUUCUGUGCUGUCUCCUCUCAGCCUACAAUGAAAAAUCUGCUGUCUAUCUUGCAUGGAGAGCUUGCGGAUGAAAGAACGACUCUUGCGGCAACCAGCUGUGACAUUGAAGGUGCAGCAGCGUUUUGUAGUGACAAUUACAUUGAUGCAAAGAGUGGUAAACUGGAACAAACGAUGUCGUUGGCUACUCAGUCAUUGGGGACGGUGGCGUACCACGUGAGCAGGUUAGCAAAUCAUUUCCUGGAAGCUAUGGAUAUGCAGUCAGCUAUGCUGGCCGAGAUUUCCGACCGAAUGGAGAGGUUGAGAAUGAUUUGUAAUAUUCAUCAAGAGAAGGUUGCUAGAAAAGCAAUAGGGUCGUGCACUACGGCCAAAGUACCAAUGGUCUUCCACCACAAUAUGACUCAUCCUGAGCCGCCUCAGAAAUACAUUCGACAACCAGUGGACUUCUCCAUUUUAGAUUCUAUUGGACAUGGUGUUCGAAUCCAGGAACCCGCGUUAAAUCAGUACGGAUCCACUAUUAGCCACAUCGGCACAGUCCAGCGUAGAAAUAGUGCAGCCAAUUCUCUACCAGUCCACAACGUUUUCGGACCUCAGCUGAGCGCGGCUGGUUGCAGAACUGUGGGCCCAAAGACCGGUAUUGCAUACGCAGCUCCUGCUCAGUGCGUCGGUGGUAUCCGCUAUCAAAGUGGCACUAUCGGUCGAACUGCUGGCAUUUAUCGCACCGCUGUUGUCCCUCCUCAACACCUUUUUGGUUCCCUUAGUGGAGGUGGAGUUACCCAUCAACUUUCUAGCGGCAGCGGAAGUAGCCCUGCUUCAGGACAACUUUCGUCUAUCAACUAUGCACCUGGAGGAGCAGCUUUUUCUGCCAGUCAAGCUGCUGCUGAUGUGUCUGGUGCUGCAUCAAUACUGACAAAUCACUCGGGCCGUUCUAGCGGAUCUUCCAGUGUUGGAUCUAGUGUUCAACAAUACGCAGGUAACCAUCAGAUGCAUCCGGUAUAUACACAACAAUACCCGAUGGGCCAAGCAACACCUUCUGUUCCAUCGCACUUGCAGCACUCCAGACUUUCUGGCCAAAUCAACGAACAGGGACACAUCAUACAGGGAAGGCAAACUCAAAUGUAUCAUCAACCGAUUCCUUCUGUUUCAAUCGGUAGCCCUAUUCGCCUCUCACAAUCUCAAGCGGAGUAUGUUUUUCCACAGCAGCAACACGGACAGCGGCGCCAGUCACAAACAGUAACCUCGACUCAAUCAUUACAGAACACGUCGGAACGUCAGGCAUCCAUGCCUCACACGAGCUUAGUCUUCGACAAUAUGCAGGGACAUGUGGAGAUACCGGAGAGCAUUCAACCACUUGUUCAGACGAAUGUGACUUCCAACAAGCCCAUGGAGCGAACAACAAGGCCUCCAGUUUCCGAUACUGUAGCUAUAGUGACAUACUCCAACUCCGUGGAGGUUGCCGACCAGACAGCUUUGCCUCCUCCUGAAGCGUACGCAGGAGAUGACCCGAGGAUCGCAAACGAGUGUCAUCUACAGCCAUCACAAUCACAUGUAUUUGCAAGCAACUCUACUUGUCCCGUGAACGGUCUGAUUGCACGAAAACCUGAGGAUCCCUCCUGGGCUCCAGACUACUAUAUCGGAAAAGUGAUCACUCUUUACGAGUAUAUACGGGAUAAAGAUGAUGAGUUGACCUUCACCGAAAAUCAGGUCAUCUUCGUAGUGAAGAAAAACGAUGACGGCUGGUGGGAAGGGAUUAUGAAUGGUGUGACCGGUCUCUUCCCUGGGAACUACGUUGAAGUGAUCGACUGAAAACCAGCUUCAAUCGACCGCUCCAUUUACUAAAUCCUAUCUAUAUUUGCUUUCUAAUUUCUGACUGAGUGACCAUACUUGAUGAUUUUGAAUGAUAAUUUGUCAUUUCCUUGCUGGACAUGUUUAACUAUGUAAUAAACACAAAUUGCUAUUUGUUCUGUUCACUUGGGUGACGACAACUGAGUU
Molecule: messenger RNA, 2124 nt
Organism: Dicrocoelium dendriticum
Lineage: Eukaryota; Metazoa; Platyhelminthes; Trematoda; Plagiorchiida; Dicrocoeliidae
Source: the annotation of a GenBank genome assembly